AUGGGCUUCGUAGGCGUCUACAAAGCUAUAUACGAUUACACGCCCCAGGGCGAGGGCGAACUGCAGAUUGCCGAGGGCGACCUGCUGUACAUCUUGGAGAAGAGUACCGAGGAUGACUGGUGGAAGGCAAAGAAGAAGGCCAGCGCCGACGACGAGGAUGAGCCCGUCGGCCUGGUCCCGAAUAAUUAUAUCGAGGAGGCCCAACCCAUAGGGAAAGCCCGCGCUCUGUACGAGUACACCCGGCAGACCGACGAGGAGCUGUCUUUUCCCGAGGAUGCCGAGCUCAUUGUUUACGACACCUCAGACCCCGACUGGAUCCUUGUCGGCCUCGAUAAGGACUAUGGUUUUGUUCCCUCGAACUAUAUUGAGAUGAUGGGAGGCGGACAAGAUAAACAAAUAAACAGAUGGAGGAGGAGGAGGAGGAGGGGGAGGAGGAGGAGACGCCCAGCCGACGCCCCGCCACUCCCAGCCCGGACCCCCUCCGUCUCUGUCACCGCCGCCGAUGUUCACAGCCCUCCUCUUCCUCCCAGGAACGAGCAGCCGGCGCCCGAGCCGGAGCCCGAGCCCAGCAGCUCGGCCGCGGCCGCGGCCGCGGCCUCUGCCCCGCCUGCUGCCCCUAAUGCCGCUACUAUGAUCGCCGGCAUGAUGGCCGCCCGUGCCAACUCGUCCCAGCAGCCGCCUGCUUCGCUCGACCAGUUGCCGCCGCGGAGAACGCAGCAGCCUUCGGACGAGUCUGACAAAGACAGCGAAGUCAAGUCGCCGCCGCUGCCAGCGCGGCCACGCGGAGACUCGCAAGUUUCGUCUGCUGAUUCCCCCCGAGCUCCCCCGGCACGUAUUUCAACACACCACCGCACGCCCAGCGAUUAUCACCUGCCGCAGAGAACCCCCACGGCUCCCCUCACGCCGGGCGAGUUCCACAUGUACAGCAUCGACGAAAUGGUUUCCGUCAUGGGCAAGAAGAAGAAGAUCCCGACAACAUUGGGCAUCAACCUGCGUACUGGCAUGAUCUUGAUCGCCCCCGAAUACGACGGGCCUUCGCAAGAGUGGUCGGCCGAGAAGCUGACGCACUACUCGCGCGAGGGCAAGCACGUGUUCAUGGAGCUGGUCAAGCCGAGCAAGAGCAUUGAUUUCCAUGCGGGUGCCAAGGACACCGCCGAGGAGAUUGUCUCGAUGUUGGCCGAGCUGGCUGGCGCUGUGCGUGCUGAGGGCCUUAGAGAGGUCAUCAUGGCUGGCACCAGCAAGCCGCUCCAGCAGAAGAAGGGCACUGUGCUGUACGACUUCGAGGCCCAGGGCGACGACGAAGUCACUGUCUACGUUGGCGACGAAGUCAUCAUCCUAGACGACACCAAGAGCGACGAGUGGUGGAUGGUCCGCCGGGUUAAGAACCAGAAGGAGGGCGUCGUCCCCAGCAGCUACAUCGAGGUGACAGGCCUGCUCGACACGCCUGGAUCCACGCUGACCUCCGCCGCCGGCCUAAACGCCGGUCGUUCUACCGUCGAGCAAAAUCGUCUCGAGGAGGAGCGCCUGACCAAGGAGGCCCUCAAGGCCGCCCAGCGCGAGGAGCAGAAAGAGCGUGAGCGUGAGCGCGAGCGUGCCGCCCGCGCUGCCCAAGAGGUAGGCCCCGGCUUGCGUCUGCCCGACCGGAGUAGUAGUCUGUCGGCCAAGAGCAGUAGUGGUAACCUCCAGGCACAACAGCGAUCGCGGCGCGAGAGUACCCGCCCCGACUCGUCGAGAACGUCCAACGGCCGGUCCAAGCCUGAUCCGACUAAGGUUCGCACCUGGACUGAUCGCACCAAGUCCUUCACCGUCGAGGCGCAAUUCCUCGGCGUAAAGGACGGUAAGCUCAAUCUGCACAAGGUGAACGGUGUCAAGAUUGCCGUGCCCAUCCACAAGAUGUCCCUCGAGGACUUGGAGUAUGUCGAGCGCCUCACCGGCAUCUCCCUCGAUGAAGAUAGGCCGCUGUCCGACCUCAAGAAGCGCGCCUCGGCCUCGGCUGACAACGCCCGCCGCCACGACUCGGGCGUCAAGAUUGGUGCCACCGUCCAACCCAAGAAGCCCGAGUAUGACUGGUUCCAGUUCUUCCUCAACUGCGAAGUCUCGCCGAAUCUAUGUGAGCGCUACUCGCAGGCCUUUGCCCGCGAGAACAUGGACGAGAGCUGCCUGCCCGACGUGGACGCUACCGUGCUGCGCAAUCUGGGCUUCCGCGAGGGCGAUAUCAUCAAGGUGAUUCGGUACUUGGAUAUUAAGUACUGUCGCGGUAAGAAGGCCAAUACCGGCGGUGACGACGAGGCGCAGGGAGGCCUGUUCUCCGGUCCCGGGGGCACUCUCCGUAACAAUACUCGCAAGGGUCGCCCCGAGCCCCCGGUUCAGGUCAGCAAUACCAUUGAUCCCAAGGCUCUCCAGCAGGCGCAGCAGAAGGAGUCCUCCGGUAGCGCCGAGGAGAAACAGGAGGGCCCAGCCUCGGCGCCGGCGCCUGCAAAGCCGAAAAGCGGUUUCGACGACGAUGCUUGGGAGCCGAAGCCCACCAAGACCCCUGAGCCGGCCUCACAGCCGACCCCUGCUACUUCUACGGCUUCUCCAACUCCUACUGCGUCGGCUCCAGCAUCAGCUCCUGCUCCUACUACCACUUCUGCUCCGAGCACAGCAGCUCUCACGGGCGCGAUGCAAGAACUCUCGCUGCUCACCCAGCCUCUUACUCCCGAGAAGGUCCAACCCCCUCCUCCGGCUCCCCCGGCAAUCAACCUCCCGCCCGCUACGACGACGACCGCAGCCCCUGCCGUCGCCGCGACAGCGCCUGUUCAGGUCCCUCAGCCUACUGGUGCCUCGCCUGCCUUUUUCACCGGUAUCCAGUCGACCAUCGUCAACGGCCAACCGCAGUUCCAGCCUCAACUUACUGCCCAAAUCCAGCCCCAGUCGGUUCUCGCUCGCCAGCGGCCCGUCGUGCCGCAGUAUACUGCCGGCCAAGGCGGCCUAAUCCCCCCUCCCCCGCCAACCCGCUCGCUAUCGGCGCCGCAGCAGACGGGCCAACCUAGCCCAUUCGCCCCGCCAACAGCGACCCUACAGCCGCAGAUGACCGGCUUUGCCAGCACCACGGCCGGGCUGACCGCGCAGGUGGCCCCUCCCGGCCAGAGCCUCAGCGAGAUCGCCCAAGCUCGGGCCAUUCAGCAGCAGCAGCAACAACAACAACAACAACAACAACAACAACAACAACAACAACAACAACUGCAGCAGCAACAGCAGCAGCAGCAGAUGAUGAUGACGGGUAUGCAGCCGCAGCUAGGGUUAAUGCCCCAGCCUACGGGUAUGAUGAGUCCCAUGGGGCCGAUGGGUAUGGCCGGUGUCCCACAACUGCAGAUGCAGCCUACCGGUGCGGUCAGUUUCGCGGGACAGCCUGUUCCCGGCGGCGGACUGCCCCCUCCGCUGGAACCCCAGCGCACAGGUAUGCCCGGCAUGCCGGGCAUGAUGCAGCCAUUGCAACCCAUGGCGACGGGCUUGCAGCCGCUGCAGCCGAUGCAGACCGGUAUCGGCAUGUUGAACGCCACCCCGACGGGUAUGCCCUCGGGGCAGAUGGGCAUGGGUAUGGGAGCAAGCGGCUUGCCGCCGCCGCUGCAGCCGCAGCCUACGGGGCUUGCGCCCCCGUCGAUGCAGCAGCAGCCUUUGGUUCCGCAAAAGACGGGUCCACCGCCGCCGGUUAAGUUUGGGAUUAAUAGCGAGGGUGCGAAGAAAUUAGCGCCGCAGCCUACGGGGCGGAGGGCGAAUCUUGCUGCUGCUACACCGGAUAAUCCGUUUGGAUUUUGA
This is a messenger RNA of Thermochaetoides thermophila DSM 1495, 3798 nucleotides long. Its product is annotated as putative actin cytoskeleton-regulatory complex protein. The transcript has 4 exons. Gene Ontology annotation, molecular function: ubiquitin binding; protein-macromolecule adaptor activity; identical protein binding. Gene Ontology annotation, biological process: regulation of actin filament polymerization; actin cortical patch assembly. NCBI's taxonomy places the organism in Eukaryota, Fungi, Ascomycota, Sordariomycetes, Sordariales, Chaetomiaceae. Bases 1 to 3798 code for a protein of 1265 amino acids. Gene Ontology annotation, cellular component: nucleus. The record is from RefSeq and is a predicted model, not a curated record.